Messenger RNA from Penicillium pulvis, 843 nucleotides. RefSeq names its product T2 family ribonuclease. The coding region runs from base 1 to 843 and encodes 280 amino acids. Gene Ontology annotation, molecular function: RNA binding; ribonuclease T2 activity. Gene Ontology annotation, cellular component: extracellular region. The record is from RefSeq and is a predicted model, not a curated record. Gene Ontology annotation, biological process: RNA catabolic process. The transcript has 4 exons. Lineage: Eukaryota; Fungi; Ascomycota; Eurotiomycetes; Eurotiales; Aspergillaceae.
AUGUCUUCUUACACCCCGCGAGGCUUGUUGGCCUUGGCCGCUAUGGAUCUUCUUAUGGGAGCCCAAGCUGGUCUCGUUACCUGUGACAGCAGCACUGAAGUUCUGAGCUGCCACAACACGACUGCUGUCUCUGAUAUGUGCUGCUUCAACUACCCUGGUGGUUCCUUGCUCCAGGUUCAAUUCUGGGAUACUGACCCCUCUGUCGGUCCCACUGACUCGUGGACUAUUCACGGUCUCUGGCCCGACUACUGUGAUGGUGACUACGGUGAGGACUGUGACACCUCCCGCGAAGCCUCCGAUAUCGAGACCAUCCUCGAGGACCAGGAUCGUACCGAGCUACUCGAGUACAUGAACACAUACUGGCUCAGCGACGACGAGUCCGCGAAUGAGUUCUGGGCCCAUGAGUGGAACACGCACGGAACUUGCAUUAACACCAUUGAGCCGAGCUGCUACACCGAUUACACUGAUAACGAGGAAAUUGGUGACUUCUUCCAGCAGGUUGUUGAUCUGUUCAAGACUCUGGAUACGUACACGGCUCUGUCCGAUGCUGGAAUUACUCCUACCGAAGAUGCGACCUACACUCUUGCUGAGAUUCAGGAUGCCCUUGGUGAUAUCCACGGUGGAUACGAAGUUACUCUGCUGUGUGACGAUGAUUACCUUUACGAGGUGUACUAUUACUUCAAUGUUUAUGGUAGUGCUGUCAACGGUACCUACGAGCCUUCUACCCCUCUCGAGGACUCUGACUGCCCUACCAAGGGUAUUAAGUAUGUUCCCAAGAGCAGCAGCUCUAAGAAGGUCAAGAGGGCUGGAACUAGCCACCGUGGCCGUGGACGCAAGGCUUAG